Messenger RNA from Insectozyma verbasci, 978 nucleotides. Lineage: Eukaryota; Fungi; Ascomycota; Pichiomycetes; Serinales; Debaryomycetaceae. The record is from the annotation of a GenBank genome assembly.
AUGUCAAAUUCCCAAUUUUUGAGUAAGUUAAAAACUGAACUAAAAUCAGAUUUAGUCAAGGACGAAGUAAAAAAUGGUUUGUUUAGAGAUAUUCAAAACGGAUCAAUAGACUCACAUGAUGAGUCAAUAUCACCCAUGAAACCAUAUGAGAAAUCUGUAUUUUACACAAUGAGAAAAGAAUUAAAAGAUAUAAAUAAAGACAUCAAAGAUAGGCCAAUUAAAGUCACUUCCAAAAAAGAGAAGAAGCCAGUUGAAAUUGAAGUAAAUCAAGAUGAAAUAAUAGAGGAUGAGGAUAAUUUCACUCCUACGAAAAGUCAACAUCGAGAUAUAAAUUAUAGUAUUAUUAAGGACUUACGAGCUCAAUUAAAAAGAGAGAAAGACGAAUAUAUUGAAAAUGUCAAAGAGUUUCGAAAAAGAGAAAAAUAUUUAAUUGACGAUAAGGAAAAUUUUAUAAAACAAGUCAAUAAUGAACGAAAUUCAAAUAAGGAAAAAAUUGAAAAUCUAACAAUUGAAAACAAAAAGUUGUAUUUAGAAGAAGAGAAAUUAAGAAAUGAAAAUGAGAAACUAAGAACUGAUAAUAAUUUACAACGAAACAUGAAUGAGAAAUUAAAUCAUGAAAUUGAAAAGUUACGAGAUCAACUUGAAAAGGCAAUGAAAGUUAAUAUCAAUCAUAUAAAUGCAUUGAAAUAUAAUGAUGAUGACAAGUAUAAAUCAAAUCAACAUGAGCGUGAGCAAGAAGUUGUAUUGAAUAAUGACAACUUUAUCGAAGAUAGUGAUGAAGAUGGAUUAAUCGUGGAUACGAUUGUAAAUAAAGAACAUGAUUACUUUGUAAACGAUGAAGCUUUACACAAAAUUGAUAUGGAAUUAGUCAAAGAUUUAAAUACUGAAGAUCUACUACCGAGAGAUGUUGAUGAACAAUUACAUGAAUUGAAGUUGCAAAAAACUGCAGAAAUUUUAGGGAAUCUAUUUAAUACAUAA